AUUGUCGAGAAAGAAGGAAGAAGACACACGUCAUUAGGAAUAGGAAGCUCAGUCAUCUCCAAAAUUCGAAGCCCCUUCAGAUUUGAUCAUGCACAGAAGAUAUUCGAUAAAAUGCCAAAAAGAGCUAACAAGAUCUUCUCGAAGCCCCCCGAACAGACAGAAGGCCGUCGCCAGCUAGCGGCGGUCCCUCAAACCCGAGCAAUGUUUCGUGAAUGGCCUCUCUCCAUUCCAGCAACCAAAACCUCUGACGCGAUUCCCAGCAGCUCUCCCCGUUCGCUCCCAGAAGCUGAACAAACCCAACUGGAAGUCGCCGGAUUUCCUUCAGUCAACGUCGUCGGUUUCUCUUCCUUUGGUCAGACGAUGGCGGCGCACAAUCCUCAGCGAGACCUAGUCUUGUACGCGCCUAAUCCUUGGACUCCUCUUAUUGGGCCGAUAAGUCCUAUUUUCCCCCCUCUGGACCUGGAUCCUAUUUCACCCCUGGCCCAUCUGAGCCAUCCCAAACCAAGCCCAAGCCCGCCUAGCCUAUUUUCACUACAACUCCUCUCACUAGAACCUCCACCAUGCCCAGCCCGAACCCAACCCAAACCCUCUAGUCUGGACCGAACCCAACCCAGCCUGACUGGCCCAAACUCGGCCCAACCCUCCCAAUUAGCCCAUCUCUCCUCUACAACCCAAACUGUCACCCUUAGACCGGCAAAAUCCUUCCUCUCGGCCGCCCAAAAAAUCAUCCCCAAGCCCUUGUCCUAUGGCUCUAUUUCUCUAUCCGGCAGCAUCCCAAAUGUUUAUUUCUCUCCUCCGGAAACAAAUUCUCCUUCGGCAAGCCCUCCAAUGAGGCUAUUCGGUCGAACCUUGCUCUUUUGGGUUUCACCAGAUGCGAAAAGAAUUUCCUCCAUGCCAAUUACAUCUUUAUCGAAUUCGACGACCCAAACACGUCUACGAAACUUUAGUUGA
Striga asiatica is the source of this 951-nucleotide messenger RNA. NCBI's taxonomy places the organism in Eukaryota, Viridiplantae, Streptophyta, Magnoliopsida, Lamiales, Orobanchaceae. The record is from the annotation of a GenBank genome assembly.